Molecule: messenger RNA, 974 nt
Organism: Exaiptasia diaphana
Lineage: Eukaryota; Metazoa; Cnidaria; Anthozoa; Actiniaria; Aiptasiidae
Product: hydroxyacyl-thioester dehydratase type 2, mitochondrial-like
Exons: 4
Coding region: 78-584 (168 amino acids)
Source: RefSeq, a predicted model, not a curated record
CAGGAGGCUUUUCCGACUAUAAAUUACGAAAAGAGAGUCGAUUGGUUUCCGAAGAUCAAGCAAAACAAAACGUGACCAUGGGAAAGUUUUCGGGGUUGUUUUGCAAACGAUUUAUCUCGUUAUUAAAGUCUGAAUCUAACCUUAAAGUAGGGCAAUAUUACUGUAAUAGACAUUGCUUUACAAAGAAGACUUUCAAGGUGGGAGAAAAGGCACAAAUUUUACGAGUUUUCAAACAGAGUGAUGUGAACACGUUUGCAGAGCUGACAGGAGACAGGAAUCCCAUCCACACAGACAACGAGUUUGCAGGGAAUGGACGGUUUGCAGGUUGUGUUGUUCAUGGAGUGCUAGUAAAUGGUCUCAUUUCCUGUCUGCAUGGUACUAUAUUGCCUGGUGCAGGAUGUCUUGUGGUAUCUCAAAACAUCAAGUUCAUAUCACCCUUGUUUGUAGGAGAAACAGUCAGUGCAGAAGUAGAGGUGUUAAGUUACAGACAUUAUGUUAUGGUUUGCAGUGCAGUUUGCAAAGCUGUUAAUAGAAAUGAGGUCAUCCUCAUUGGAGAAACAAAACUUCUUCUUCCUAAAACAUAAAAAAACUAUAAAUGUUAGUGUCGACGGACUGUUGUGAAAUAAUUUACUCUUAGCCUAUGACAAUGGUUCAAAUGCGCGAAAACGUGUUUUUGCAUUAUUUAUAAGUCUCUUGAGGAAACCYGAACAAAGCCGGGCAAAAGCCCUUUAAACGAUCAGUAUGGACAUAGUAGAGGAAGUCUCCCUCUACUAACUAUGUUAUGGACGCUUAGAAACCACCAAGAAGAGACUAUUGGUGUACGACUUCUUCCCAUCCAAAGCGAGAAAACCGCUGCUUUAGUUGAUUGUAAUUUGUACCACGUGCAGUAACUGGAAACCAGAAGAAGUUACUCCUACCUUGUAUUUGCAGUUACUUCUUCCUUGUCUCCAGUUACUUCUACCAAACGACUACUA